AUGGAACAUGCACUCGAUCUGCAACUGUCGAUACCGGAAAUCCAUCAUACAUUCGUCACGUCCCAGGGAGAUUUCUACUCUCCCCCCAUUGCAGGCGUUGCUCGCAUCUUCCCGCCAUGUACAGAGUCAACAGAUGAUCUCCGGGUCAAUGUCAGUCUCAUCCGGAUGAUCAACUCGGGAGGUCCUAGUCCUACAACGCCAUGCAAUAGCAAGUUCAGUCUCCAGCGGUUCAAGAGACAUGCCUUGACUCGGAGCCGCGGAGACAACAUCUCCCAGCCAGGCAAGCAUAACAGCAUGGAGACAGUGGUGCAUUGCAAUCUCUUCCAUACGCCGCACCGAUUAUCACGAGAUGAUGGAAGGCUCGCACGGGAGUUUGCUUUUUCUCUCCCCAUUCCAGAUGACAUCCCCAGCACGACAUAUACGAGGCUGGGGAGCGUCUCCUAUAUGGUGCGGGCAUCAGUAACCACGGCACUCGGAACAACAGUGGACACUACGCAACAGAUUUCGAUAGUGCGCCGUAUGGUUCUCUCCUACUCUGAGCCAAUGAUUUCCAUUCGGCACUACCGAAAUUCUGAAAUGACGACAAGGCUCUAUCUGACGCCAGAACUACCACAAGACCCGACGGUCCAGAUGUCAUACCGUGCACGCCUGGUGGCUGAGCAAAUGGUGGCCCACGGCCCACGGAAAACAGAAGUGAGACAUGUCGUUGUCAAAGAUUUGCAAUGGAAAGUACAGGAGAGGGUUAGGGUUCUGGAGAUCCCAGGUUGCAGCAUUUUCAGGAGAAGUGAUGUCCGCUGCAAAGCACAACAUGUGCAUGAACUCUGCGCGGGCAAUCUUGGAGCCGCGUACUUGGGGACAGGGUCAUUGGGACAAGAGUCCAAAGGUGACCACAUUGAGUUCAAUUUUGAUAUCAAGAUUCCGAGAGAUGCCGCUGUCUCCGAGGCGUUGAAUCUAUCUUCCUAUGUUAAUGGGAGCGGGUGGAGAUGGACCAACCCAAGAGGUUGCGAGGGCAACGGGCCUCUGCAAAGAAGGGUCAUAACAGUGGAUCAUCAACUCAAACUCGAUAUCAUCACUGGAGAGGAUACCUUCGAUACGGUGACCGGAAAACUUGUGGACCGAAAGCCUCUGUUCAAAUCCUUCAGUGCAUUCUUUCCCCUCCCUGUCCACGACAUAGACGGCAAUGAGAAUGUGUCUGGGGGUGUUUUCAGUUUGAAUGAUGAUGCUCUUCCCAAAUAUGAAGAUGCUUCUAUGAUGCCGCCUCACUACGAGGCAACUGGAUAA
Messenger RNA from Aspergillus terreus NIH2624, 1281 nucleotides. RefSeq lists its product as uncharacterized. The record is from RefSeq and is a predicted model, not a curated record. The transcript has a single exon. Bases 1 to 1281 code for a protein of 426 amino acids. NCBI's taxonomy places the organism in Eukaryota, Fungi, Ascomycota, Eurotiomycetes, Eurotiales, Aspergillaceae.